GUGUGAGUGAAUUGUGUGUGAGUGUGCCCCGUGAUGGGUUGGUGCCCCAUCCUGGGUUAUUCCUUGUCUUGUGCCCGUAACCUCUGGGAUUGGCUCCAGACCCCCCACGACCUUGAACGGGACAACAAAAUGGCUGGAUAGAUGGAAGUUGGAGAGUAAUAAUAAUUUACUCCGCCUGUGUAAUUUUAUGUUUAGCAAUUGUAGCAGCAGACAAAACACUCUUCCAGUGUUUGCUGUAUUGAUCAGUUAUUCUUUCAUAGUAAAUUAUUUCCUGCUCCUUUAGAAAGGCAAAGCCCAAAAUAUACAAUAUAUUAAAAUGUUGAUGUUUCAGAAAAAAUUGAUGUUUGGGUGAAAUAUGUUGCAUUUAUGCAUAAUGUUAGCAUAUUAGCAUUUUAGCCACAAAUCAGAAUAUCACCAGAACCAGUGUUCUGAUUUCAGCAGUUGUGAGUAAUGGAUUCAUAUUGUUACAGCUUUUAUGAAAAUAUCACGUUUAAUUAAAAAGAGUCUUCAGACCUAAUGCUGAGUCAUGUAGGUGGAGAUAAAAUUAUUUUUAAACUUUUCCUGUUUCUUUUUGUUUUUUUUUUUGUAUGCACCUGUAGGGUGUUGAGCAUGACAGUGUGCUUGUCGGACAGCCAGUUGCAUCUCUUCCUGCAAACACAGCUGCCAUUGGGACACAUUGAAGACUGCGUGCAGGGACUCACUCCCUAUACAGUGACAGAAGCCAUCCUGACAUACGCCUCCUCCAAUCGAGGCUGGGUUCAGGAGGAGGGCGGGACCUGGCAGGACAGCCUGCUUACAGUUUCUUAUGAGUCAGCAGACAGCCCCAUUCCUCAUGUGCCUUCAAUACAAGGACGUUGUAAGGCUGAGGUCCACAAAAACACAACUGGUGAAGUUGCCAGCUAUGAGGAAGAUGCUUAUAUGUCGGACCCCCCCAAGAUGAACAGACAUAAAGCCGUCUGCAGCAGCACCAACGCCGUUGGGUUUAUGGCCUCUGAAGCUGCCCCAGUGACCAAAAUAAGCAAUUGCAACGAUGUGAAUAGGGCUUGUGAAGCUGAGCACAUGAUGGAACCCUGUGGUCAAGAGAAUGAUGUCCAUCACACUAGUGAUAAAUACGACGUGGACGAUAUCUUGGAGCCCAAUGGCCGGGAGGAGACCAACACAACCGAUACCCAUAGCGAGACUGACAGCCAGUCAGAGAGCACUUAAUGGAGAGCUGUAUGUCAGGCUAUGUAUGUAUGACAUGUUUACCAGAAUGAGUAGAAGGAGGUCAGGUAAAAUGUGCAGUCAUGGAUGGUAAAGUAUAUCUGCUCUGAGUAUUGUACUGUGAUGUUCAUCAUGCUACAGAUUCUUGCUUCUUGUUCCGGCUCAGUUGCUCUGGUAGCAUUGCACACUGCUGUUGUAAUCAGGCCAUCUUGAGAGUUAGCCUCUUUGUGUGCAGAUGGUGUGUAAUUUCUUAGGUUCUUCUCAUUUCACUACUUUCUUCAUUCACACUGUCCAUAUAUUGUCAAGGGGUGGCAAAGUAGACCAGUUCUUUAUACUCUACACACAUUAGAAUUGCCGUUGGCAGGAGCAAAAAAGCAGCUCUAUUAUGGUGAUUCACAGUUGAGUUGAUAUAAGGGUGAUGACUUGAUAGGCAUCCAGUCGUGAAUGAGUUGCCAUGUUUUUUUCUUGAGAAAAUGUGUUAUACUAUUCUAGGCUUUUACUUUGCUCUACUGUGACUUAGCACACAUAAUGGUGGCGAAGGGACCUGUAUAUGGUUUGCUGUUUUUUCUCUACCUGUGUAAAAGUGUUUUUUUCAUAGGCUGUCUUAAGGAAAACAGCUGAUACCCAUUACGGCUGGGUGCUUUAAACAAAAAGCUAUAAUAUCUUUAAUUUGAAGCUAUUUCCAGGACCUUCUUGCUUUCUGCCUGUUGGCUUCAGAAAAUGAUCACACUGGUUAAUUUUUCUUGAUCAGUUGGACAUAUUUUUACCUUGCCCAUGCAGAGAACUUUAGUUUCUUUGCAUUUUAACACCAUAACUUUGAAAAUGUGAAUUAUUUUUUUCCUUCCCGAAGUUGUCUUGUCUGUGGACUGCUGGUCAGAGAUGUCUUUGACUGCUCUCCAAAGUGAGUCCAGGUUUCCCUUUAGAGUUGAUAGCAACAGAAUAUGAAAAGGGUGAAAUUUUGCUUCUUGUUUUUUAGGACACUACUCAGUUGAAGGGGUUGGACUUCAGCUUGAGCUUAUGUUUAAAAUCAUGCUGUUUGUAUGGGCAGGCUUGGUACAGACAUCUGUACUCAGUAUCUGGAUUGUAAUGUGUGUCUAGUGGUAGAACACUUGUAUGUUGGCUAAAAUGCUAACCCAGUUCACUGCUGUCAGUUUUCUCCUUCGCUGACAUGUCUGUCUCACUACUUUGACUUUGGUUGCAAAAGGGAAACGUCUAUAUGUGCCACUGUAGUCUUAGUAUUUGUCCAAAAUUUCUGAACUGAAGAGACAGGAUUUUUUGUUUUCACUAUCUGAACCCUUUUAGCGUGCGUUUUUAUCAUAUAGAGAGGUACUCAGAUAUGUUUGGCCACACCCAUUCUCACAAGAUGAAUUAUUAGUUGUGUGUUUCAUGUAGAAUUCCGAUUUUGGUUGUGGAAUUGAUUUUAAAGGGGUAUUUGAAUUAUUUAUAUUUUGUUAGCCAAAAUAGUUGCAUAACAGCACAUUUUAUUAAAUUGGUCUAAAUUCUGAGUCAACGACUUGAUGCCACAAUGUUGUAAUUUACUUUUUAAAAAUUUUAUCUUCAUGUACAAGGGCUUGCUAACUGCUCAGCAUUUGUCAGUUGUUAGGAAACUGGACUCACACUUUGCCCUGGCGUAUAAAAUGUAUUUCAGCAUUGGAUUCUGUAUGUUGCAUACCUUCAUUAGAGUUCUUUGGAACUACAGACUUCUGUGAAUUGUGAUGUACUACUUCGUGUGUCACCUGCUGGUGGAUAAUACAUGCUUUGCACAUAUGGUUGCCAAAGUGUAUUGCUGCAUUGGGAAAAGCUUACAGCCGGGUAUUGUAUGAAUAUAUUGUAACCUGGAAUCUGGACUUAUUUCCUGUUCCCAGAUUAGAAAGGAGGAAGACGGGGAAAAACAAACCAGCUACGUUUAGCUAUUUGCUCUUUUUGUGCCAUUUGUUUUCCCCCUCCCGAUUAUACUGCCUUAACAUGUUUUUAUAAGCGCAGAGGACUUCAGUUGCUUAGCAAGAAUGCAAACACCUGCUGUAACGUUCCGUGUCCAAGUCUGAAAGAAAAUAAAGCUCAGGUAAAGCCUCAUAAAUAUGAA
Molecule: messenger RNA, 3286 nt
Organism: Paramormyrops kingsleyae
Lineage: Eukaryota; Metazoa; Chordata; Actinopteri; Osteoglossiformes; Mormyridae
Source: RefSeq, a predicted model, not a curated record